Messenger RNA from Epinephelus fuscoguttatus (brown-marbled grouper), 2478 nucleotides. RefSeq names its product dehydrogenase/reductase SDR family member 13-like. Bases 1040 to 2002 code for a protein of 320 amino acids. The transcript is spliced from 5 exons. NCBI's taxonomy places the organism in Eukaryota, Metazoa, Chordata, Actinopteri, Perciformes, Serranidae. The record is from RefSeq and is a predicted model, not a curated record.
CUUUACCAUAACACACAGAUUAUUUUUUUUAAUUCUGAAAAACUUAUUAUACUUAUUAAACUUAUUAAUAAAAAAAAAUCACUGUCUCAACUUUGGCAUUAAUGAGUCAGUCCUACGAGUCUUUAAUAAUCUGACAGACUCAAUUAAUUUAGUAUAACCAACAUGAUUUGCUUUGACCUUGAAAAGCUUUAUUAGGUUAAACCAACUUAAUAUUUAUCCAAAAGUUGUGGUGACAUUUAGUGGUCAAAUUAUUUCAUGGAAGAUGUUGUGACGUAUUUAUUUUAAUUCCAUUCCAAUUAAAAAAAUGUUUUAAUUUUGACCAAUUUUUUGGAAGUUGUCAACUGACUAAAACACUGUUAUGUAACACACGUAAUUUUUUUUAUGCUGAAAGGCUUCAUUAUUUUAUGCGUUAUCCACUAACCCCAUGAAUCACUUUUUAGAGUGCACUCUAAAAAGUGAUUCAUUGUCUCAACUUAAAGAAAUUAUGGUAAUAGUUUGCAUGCUUCUUUUUUAGUAAUUCCAACUUUGGCAUUAUUGAGUCAGUCCUAUGAGUCUUUUAUUAUAAUCUGACAAACUCACUUAAUUUAGUACAACCAACAUGAUUUGCUGUGACCUCAAAAAGCUUAAAUAAGUUAAACCAACUUAAUAUUUAUCCAAAAGUUGUGGUGAUAUUUAGUGGUCAAAUUAUUUUAUGUAAACUAUUCUAACUUAUUUAUUUUAAUUCCAUCCAACUCAAAAUAGUUUUUGACCAGCUUCUUAAAAUAAGUUGUUAACUGGCUAAAACAGUGUAAUGCAGCAAACAUUUUUUAUUCUGAAAAACUUCUUAAUUGUAUUCUUUAUAGACUAGCUCCAUGAGCCAUUUUUUAGAGUGUAACAGUCAGAGGAAAUACAGAGUGGAUGAGGGGGCAGAGUUAAGAAACUGUUACACAGAUCAGAGUCCACACACAAACAAACACACACUCGGAGGCAGCUGCUCUCGAGUGAAAAGCUGCAUGUUUUCUUCAUUACGUGUCUGAACUUCAGUGACUCUGCAGCCAGGAUGACUCUGGAGCUGCUGUUUGCUGCUGCUCUGUUAGUCGGCGUUUAUUUCCUUCUCCAUGCAACUGUUCUCAAGCUGCCCAGAUGUAAAAGUGCUGCAAAGCUCCAUGGGAAAACCGCCAUCGUCACUGGAGCAAACACCGGCAUCGGUAAGACCACCGCAAUGGACCUGGCCAAGAGGGGGGCGAGGGUGAUUCUGGCCUGCAGGGACAGACAGCGAGCUGAGGCCGCCGUCCAGGAAAUCAUCCAGGAGACAGGAAACAGCGAGGUGAUCUUCAUGCAGCUCGACCUGGCCAGUCUGAAGUCUGUUCGCUCAUUCGCUGACAACUUCCUCCGGUCUGAGUCCAGGCUGGAUCUGCUCAUCAACAACGCUGGUCUCUUGAAUGAUGGAAAGACAGAGGAGGGCUUCGGGUUGAUCUUUGGCGUCAACCACCUGGGUCACUUCCUGUUGACGGUGUUGCUCCUGGAGCGGCUGAAGGCGAGCGGGCCAAGCCGCGUGGUGACUGUGUCCUCCGUAACCUACAAGAUGGGGAAGGUGGAUUUCAACUGUCUGACCACUCACAGAGACAUAGCUUUGGGCAACACCAUGUUUCACCUCAACCUGAAGUACAGCCAUAGCAAACUGUGCAACAUCCUCUUCACCUACGAGCUCGCCAAGAGGCUGCAGGGCACCAACGUCACCUGCUACAGUGUCCACCCAGGAGCUAUACGGACGGAGAUCGGUCGUUACUGGGCCUUCUGGUGGGGGUUCUUGGUGAAACCCAUCAUGUUCCUUUUCUUUGUGGAUGCUGAGUUGGGAGCUCAGACCACACUGCACUGUGCCCUGGAGCAAGGCAUCGAGCACCUCAGCGGCCACUACUUCUCCAAGUGUGCACCGCACAUGAACAUCGAGUCGAAGGCGAGAGAUGACGCCGUGGCCAAGAAGCUGUGGGAGCUCAGUGAGAGUUUCUGCGGCCUGUCCUGAAACCAAGCCUACAAUCCCAGCUUUGGGUUUAAUCUUGUAUUGUGGGCUCUCUUACACCUGUGCUGUGAUUUAACCACUCAUUGGGAAAAACGCAAGAGUUUGACUGCAUCUGAACGCAUCAACAGUCUCGACUCAGCUGGGUUAAAUAUGGCCAGAUGAAAUCACCGGUUUAAAUGUGACCUAAUGUUUGUGAUAGUUACUUCUCUAUCACAUACUUCUCUGCUGCAAGUUUUAAGUCUCUGCAAGUUAAUUUUAAUUAAAUCACUACAUCCUGCAUCUUUCAUAUACUCUACAAGAAUCAAAUAUAUGGCCACGUACACAUUUCCAUAUAUUUUGAUCCAGCAUGUUUUUACAUAUUAAAUGACAGCAGAAAUGUGAUUUACAGAUAUAAUUUUAUAUUUUUUUUGUAUUUGCAAUAUGUUUAUAUUUUGUUUUGGUAUAUAUACUGCUUUGAAUAAAGAUAGUGAACACAGAAA